Molecule: messenger RNA, 1010 nt
Organism: Rhizopus microsporus ATCC 52813
Lineage: Eukaryota; Fungi; Mucoromycota; Mucoromycetes; Mucorales; Rhizopodaceae
Product: RhoGAP-domain-containing protein
Exons: 3
Coding region: 17-940 (307 amino acids)
Biological process (GO): regulation of GTPase activity; signal transduction
Cellular component (GO): cytoplasm
Source: RefSeq, a predicted model, not a curated record
AUUUUCAUUUUUACAAAUGGUUCAAUCGCUUCCUUUAUUUGGGUCACCUCUUGUCACCGCUUUGGCUCGCUCGAGUAUCAAGACCACCAACGGUCUGUGCGUACCAGGUAUAUUGGCGAGAUGCUAUGAUGAAAUUUAUGCCAAUGGAAUGGAGCUUGAAGGCAUAUUUCGUAAAUCUGGAUCUGCAGCUGUUAUGAACCAACUUCAAGCCCGGUUUGAAGCGGCCGAAGAUCCACUCACAGUAACCUUUCCUCCAAAUGUGAAUGGUCAUUCUAUAGCUGGCUUGUUGAAACGUUAUUUGCAGCAGCUGCCUGAACCCGUCAUCCCGAAACAGAAUCAACGCCAGUUCAUUGAAGCGUUUGAUGACAUCAAAUACUCGGAUGAUAUAAUCAAGGCGCGGCUACUGGAGGCUUGCAAGGCUUUGCCCUACGAGCAUCUUCACUUGCUCCAGUUCAUUCUCUACAUGUGUACCAUGACCCAAAGAUGUGAGAAAACCAACCAUAUGUCGUUGAAUUCACUGGCCAUCAUCUUUGCUCCUACCUGUGUUCGUCUUGAUGGCGUAUCUCAAUUGAUGCCUAAUGAAGCCAUCGAUCAUGUAACGGAAUUCUCCAAAGCUGGCUCCUCCUCUUGUUCUGAUCUUCCUGUGUCAAUGAACAAGCAGCAUGACAUUUUUGCCAAAGCAAGAAAGUUCAUCUGCGAUGCUUUCAAGAGGAAGAUAGGCAAGCAUCAAAAAAACAACUGGAAUUACAAUGGCAAGAAUAGCCAGUCCAUGAUUCUAUACCAGCCAAGCGAAUUGCUCCGUUUGGACUUGAUAAAAGAAAGCACGACAUGGAUCAAGAUUUUUAAAUUUAUGAUGGUCCAUGCUAGCUCCUUUACGCGUAUAACAAGAUAUAACAGUGGAGCACUUCCUCCAAGAAUAAUAACAAGAGUCAAAUAUUAAUUUAUUUCUUUUUCUUUUUCUUCAUCUUUAAUCGUUCUUUUUUUUUUUACUUUAUUUCUUUUCAACCGGU